This is a messenger RNA of Drosophila arizonae, 1397 nucleotides long. Its product is annotated as putative alpha-L-fucosidase. Gene Ontology annotation, molecular function: alpha-L-fucosidase activity. NCBI's taxonomy places the organism in Eukaryota, Metazoa, Arthropoda, Insecta, Diptera, Drosophilidae. The record is from RefSeq and is a predicted model, not a curated record. Gene Ontology annotation, biological process: glycoside catabolic process; fucose metabolic process. Gene Ontology annotation, cellular component: lysosome.
CGGGCGAUUUCGUAUUAGAAUCCCGCAUAUUCCGAUUGGAAAUCAGAGAUUAGAGCAAUGGAAUGUUUGAGGCGGACAUUUAUAGUUCUGUUUGUUUGUUUGCUCGUUGACAGCUGGGCUCAGGGGUCAGGUUAUCGCACCAGGUAUGAACCCAAUUGGGCGAGCCUAGAUCAGCGCCCGCUGCCCAGGUGGUACGAUGAGGCGAAGGUGGGCAUAUUCCUGCAUUACGGCGUCUACUCUGUGCCGAGCUUCGGCUCCGAGUGGUUCUGGCACUACUGGAUAAAUCUACACAAACCGGACUAUAUACGUUUCAUGCAGCGCAAUUAUAAGCCCGAUUUCACCUAUCAGCAAUUCGCGGAUCAAUUCACAGCGGAGCUCUUCAAUGCCACUCAGUGGGCGUUGCUCUUCAAAGAUAGUGGCGCCAAAUAUGUUGUGCUCACCAGCAAACAUCACGAUGGAUACACGCUGUGGCCUUCCAAGUACAGCUUCGGCUGGAACUCUGUCGAUGUGGGGCCUAAACGGGAUAUUAUUAAGGAACUAGCGUCAGCUGUGCGCAGCGUUUCUGAUCUGAAAUUCGGGCUGUACUACUCGCUUUACGAGUGGGUCAAUCGCCUGUGGAUCGAUGAUAAGGCGCACCAACUACUGCAGCAGCACUACGUAGACUACAAGGUGCGCCCGGAGCAGAUGGAGCUAGUACAGGAGUAUCUACCGGAGAUUCUUUGGUCAGAUGGGGACCAGGAAGCGCCGGCCAAGUACUGGCGAUCGGAGGAGUUCAUUGCCUGGCUCUACAAUGAAAGUCCAGUCAGGGAGACGAUUGUAACGAACGAUCGCUGGGGCUUCGGCACCGCCUGUAUGCAUGGCGACUUCUACAACUGCGCCGAUCGCUUCAAUCCGGGCGUGCUGCAGCGACACAAGUGGGAGAACGCCUUCACACUGGAUCGCACCAGCUGGGGACAGCGCUUCGAUGUGACCCUGGCGGACUUCAUGAGCUCCAAGGAUGUCAUCAAGGAAAUCGUCACAACGGUCAGCUGCAACGGAAACGUCUUGAUNGGCAAAGAAUCGAAUUCCACUAUCGCCGUCAUCUAUGCCUUUGUCCUAGAAUAUCCCUACGAUACUAACGAACUGGAGAUCUAUCCUCUGGGCAAGGACAUCAGUAUCUUUCGCAAUGUCCUGCUUACCGGGCUUGACUUUGGCAUGGACAACGAAGUAAUAAAUAAGCAAACUACGCAAAUAUCCAUGUUGGGCAUGGAGAAUACAAAAAUCAAUUGGACUGCAACUCACAAUAAGUUGCGAAUUGUGUUUCCACCCAAGCAUCAUAUUGACAAGCGUGGACUGGAAUACGCCUGGACUUUUAAGAUAACCAUAGCUUAAAUAAAUAUUUUAUUAUUAAUUCUUGU